Cladophialophora psammophila CBS 110553 is the source of this 1731-nucleotide messenger RNA. RefSeq lists its product as uncharacterized. NCBI's taxonomy places the organism in Eukaryota, Fungi, Ascomycota, Eurotiomycetes, Chaetothyriales, Herpotrichiellaceae. The transcript is spliced from 2 exons. The record is from RefSeq and is a predicted model, not a curated record. Bases 1 to 1731 code for a protein of 576 amino acids.
AUGACGAAGCAAAAUCAGCCUGUGGUCUUUCUCCUGCAGCCAUCAUCCUCCCAAUCACAGAGAGAGAAAGAGCUUCAAGUUUCAGAACGCAAAGCCCACGCUGCCAGGGUUGCACAUGCCAGACGCCGCCAAGUGCGAGGGAUCGGACAGGUCAGGCAGGGGAGAACCAUUAGCAGGGCGGCUGAUGUCUCAGUUGGCUCUAGGAGGUCGAGCCAGUCUUCAGACACCACAGGAGGUGAAUACCGUGGAGACGAAACACCACAAGACGACGGACGACUGGUCCUCCUCAGCGUUACUCAACAAAGUCCUCUGCAACUCUCACAACAUGGCUCUUCUGAUCCGUUCAGCUCUCAAGCCAUUCCCAUCACUCCGCGAGUGAACCAGGUCUUGCAAUAUGCAAGCCAGUCGCUGGCCAGCCUCUUUGCGACUAGCUACACGAGACGGCUAUUUUCUGGCACCUUGAAACAAUCUUUCAAUCCCAAGGGCGUCGGCGCCAUUCGGGAUGUUAAAUCACUACUCUGGACCUGGGAAUGGUCGUCAGCCGAGGAGGGGUCACUCUCAUCCUAUGUUUCAAUGUACGCGACAUCCAUGACUCGGUUUCUGCCCAAGCAGAUACACAAAGAGUACUCGGUGAUGGCUCUGAGCCUCCGAACACGAAGUCUGGAGGUGUUGCGAAAGAGGAUUAGCUACUUGGACGCAACCCGCGGACCUGACAUGGCGCUUAUUAUGAAUGUCAUACGGCUGUUCCGCAUGGAUUCAUUCGCCGGAGACGUCAAUGCAGCAAGACUACAUGCGAACAUGAUUCACAGUUUUGCCGAGUCUGUCCCGGAACUGGAUCGAAAGGCUCAUUUCAUCAGUAUGACUGCGUACAAUGAUAUCGUCUCUGCGACGAACCAGUUACGGCGGCCGUUGAUGAACUAUGAAAAUUGGAUCCAGACGUUUUUGGACGAAUGCCGGGAGAUCAUUGCUCAAUAUCUCCCGCCGGAACCGACGGACGACAAAGAUAUUCACCACUCCGUCUCAUUGUACAAACUACGCGCUGUCAUGAAACGGUUCCGAUGGUAUUUGUCCAUGGGAGGAGGGAAGGCAGGGCUCGCGCCGCGUACGUUACGGGAAGCAGAAAUGAUCCGCCGCUGGAUAAUGGUCUCGGCGCAAAAGAACGUGGCAACUCUCUUGCACCUCUACGCGGAAUUGACAGAGGAUGACGGACCCACUCUGGAGCUCCAUCUCACCAACAUCGCCUUGACUCUGACGUUGAUCAUGUCCCUCCAAAAGAGCAUCUGGGAGGCGACUCUCAACGGCGCUGAUAUCUGCGAUUCUUCCCGCGUCAUUCUGCCCCGAUUGGAGCGAGUCAUGACAUCGAUACUCGAGACCGCGACCCUGGAAGAGCUCCAUUACUACCGAGAAGCCCAUUUUUGGGUCUUCUUCGUCGGAGCCCAGAUGGAGCAGCAGAAGGUCCAGGCAAAUCAUCCAAGCCCAUAUCAGGCAAACCAGACGCCUCCGCACCCGCUAUGGUUCGGCAACAUGCUUGUACAGCAAGCGCGCUUUCUGGGCCUGUGGAAAUGGUCCGACGCCCGCAAAUUGGUGCAGCAAUUUGUUUUCAACCAGUUCUGGGAGCCGGCCCCUAGCAGCUGGUACGAGACCGUCGUCCGAGACUUUGGCAACCGGACCGAGGUGGCUCUGGCAGUGCACAGUGGUGGUCAAUUAAUCCAGGCGCUCCGAGAAACUUAA